This is a messenger RNA of Eremothecium sinecaudum, 897 nucleotides long. RefSeq names its product Elongator subunit IKI1 (gene IKI1). Gene Ontology annotation, molecular function: tRNA binding. The record is from RefSeq and is a predicted model, not a curated record. Gene Ontology annotation, cellular component: nucleus; elongator holoenzyme complex; cytosol. The transcript has a single exon. NCBI's taxonomy places the organism in Eukaryota, Fungi, Ascomycota, Saccharomycetes, Saccharomycetales, Saccharomycetaceae. Gene Ontology annotation, biological process: tRNA wobble uridine modification. The coding region runs from base 1 to 897 and encodes 298 amino acids.
AUGACUUCUAAUAUUCAUAACCCAGCGGUACUACUGAAAAGGGUAUUUUCUCUAAAGGAACAGUCGAGCUUUAUACUAUGUACAGAUACAAUGGCGCAGAGCAGUGAACAUCUAAUAUCUGAGUUCAUUUUCAACAUGCAAGGCUCAGAUAUUCCAAUUCUGUAUGUGUCUUUUGAGCAUUUGAACAAGCCUGAGUACGCUAAUUAUUUUGUUGAAGCGGCUAAUUUAUCGGUCGAGCAAAUUGUUGCAGCAGUCGAGGAGUUGCUUCCAAAGCAGAAGGACGGUGUAUCGAAAAAGUCUUUAGUGAUCAUUGAUGCUAUCAAUUAUAUUCCCACGAAGUCAUUAAGUAAGUUUGUGGGUUCUUUGGCUUCGCCAAAUGUUACCGUCAUCACUACUUAUCAUAAAUCGUUGCCUGCUAAAAAAGACCCAUCGCUGCAGCAUUAUCCGAGCUCACUUCAAUUGCUACAGUUUAUCUCUACAAAAAUACUAGAGGUAAACCCUCUUACAGAUAGUAUAGAUCAGGAGGAACUGGAUUAUGAUCUUAAUAGGUUUGUAAUUCCUCGAAACAUGAAUGCGCCAGUUUACUCGUUGACAUUUACAAAUCGCAGACGUUCAGGAAGGUCAUUGACCUACCAACUGAAGAUUGAUUCCAAAACGCAUAAUUAUAGUCUAAUAAUGGGUACGGAAGAUGACUCGCGACAGGAAGAUGAUACAGAUGCCUUGAAUUCCUUGACAACAUUUAAUUUAAGCACUACGAAGAAGCAGAAGUUGGCGAAAGAACAGCUUGACCUGCCAUACUUGCAGGCGCAGUCAUUUAAUACUGGUGGUGCAAUAGUGUAUGAAUUCGAAAAGGAUGACGAUUAUGAUGAGGAAGAUCCUUAUGAGGAUCCCUUUUAG